CAUCUCGAAUCAGUUUUCGCAAAAAUUAAUGUUUUAUGUUUUAUUCAGAAAAUAUUGCGAAAAUCGCGUACAAUGAUAGUAUUAAAAAGUCGGGAUGUUACACGCGCCCCCGCGCGCUUUGCGUUCCUUCCCGCGGCCUUGCGCGCGUCCCAACCGUCGCCCGUGCUCCGAUCUUGUACCGCGCACUCCCGUACGCCCGUGCACCCACCAGCCGCGCGCCCGCGUAACCCUCGCAAAUCCCACGUGCACGGCUUUUUUGCCCAUUUGUGCGCAUCAGGGGCCGAUGCGCACCUAUCGCAUUUUAGCUGCUUACUAGACUCGCCGGUCCCUAACCCCACUUCCGUAUCACGCGCGCUGGGCGCGCUGCUGUACACGCUUGGCGCGCUGCU
Molecule: messenger RNA, 389 nt
Organism: Striga hermonthica
Lineage: Eukaryota; Viridiplantae; Streptophyta; Magnoliopsida; Lamiales; Orobanchaceae
Source: the annotation of a GenBank genome assembly